GGAAACACUAAAAACACUAAAGAGCAAGAAAAAUCGGUUAAAAAAAGUACAACCAAAAAAGCGUAAGCGAAAUGGGAGUAGUGGCCGCGAUCGGAGUUCUGUUGCCAUUUCCGUUCUACUGGUGGCUGUGGACGAAUCCUCAGUCAUGGGUGAAUCUCUGCGGCCAAGGAAGAGACCCAUCGAUGGUGAUGGCGCGUGUAUCUCACGUGCUCAAGGCCGCUCAGCUCCUCUCUCUCUUCUCCGUCGCCUCUCUCUCCUGGCCGCCUCCGCUCUACUUCUGGCCCCUCAUGGCCUUUGGCCAGUUCCUCAACUUCAGGGUAUAUCAACUGCUAGGUGAGGCUGGAACUUAUUACGGUGUUCGAUUCGGGAAGACGAUACCGUGGGUCACAGAGUUCCCAUUUGGAGUCAUCAGAGAUCCACAGUAUGUUGGGAGUAUCAUGUCUUUGUUGGCUUGCCUCUCUUGGGUUCCAUUCCUGUACAUCCUCCUCUGGUGCCUCGGCUACGUUUUCAUGAUGCUUGUCGAAUCUAAAGAGGAUCCAAGUGCUCGUGCCAAAUCUGUCUCCUGAUUCCUCUGCAUAACACAACUAGUUAGAAGAGCUUAGCUCCCAUCAUGAAAGCCACCCACGAUCUUGUUGUUUGAUUGUUUUUCUCUCUGAGAGUCUCUUGUACCCAAACUGAUUUUACAGUAAUGCAGUUGGAGUUUAUACAUUUUCUCAGAGGUUUCGGUAAUCUACGGAAUUGUUGUUGAAGCAACUAUGAGAUUAUCUUUCCCUAUGUGCCAAAG
This is a messenger RNA of Thlaspi arvense, 784 nucleotides long. The record is from the annotation of a GenBank genome assembly. Lineage: Eukaryota; Viridiplantae; Streptophyta; Magnoliopsida; Brassicales; Brassicaceae.